Perognathus longimembris pacificus (Pacific pocket mouse) is the source of this 5463-nucleotide messenger RNA. It is a transcript of the gene Bcl9l, whose product is annotated as BCL9 like. The record is from RefSeq and is a predicted model, not a curated record. Gene Ontology annotation, biological process: negative regulation of transforming growth factor beta receptor signaling pathway; canonical Wnt signaling pathway; positive regulation of transcription by RNA polymerase II. Gene Ontology annotation, molecular function: beta-catenin binding; transcription coactivator activity. Gene Ontology annotation, cellular component: beta-catenin-TCF complex. NCBI's taxonomy places the organism in Eukaryota, Metazoa, Chordata, Mammalia, Rodentia, Heteromyidae.
GGCUCUGGUAUGAAGGCAGAAGGAGGCAGCCAGCGAGCCCCGAUGCUUAUUCAGGCUGGGGAGCGGAGCCGAGUGGAGGGGCGAGCGGGGCUCCGGCAGCGCGGGGGAGCCCGGGGAGGCGGCGGCGCGCGGCGGAGCCAGUGGCCGGACAUGCCCCGGACCCGGGGCCGCUGCACCACCGCCGCCGCCCGGAGCCAGCCGGCCGGACGCCCGCACGCCCGGGUCUCCCGGCGCCGCGCAGCCCGGGGGUUGCGACCUGGACCCUCGGCGUCGGAUCGACAAUAAGCGCCCAGACAGCCCCCUCCCCGCCCGGGCCCGGCGUCCCCGCGGGCCUGGGGGAAAGUGAAAGGCGGAGGCGAAGGAAGGAAGGAAGGAAAGAAGGAAGGAAGGAAGGAAGGGAGGAGGAGGAGGAGGAGCAGCAGCAGGAGGAGCGGGACCCGAGCCCCGGCCGGGAGGCUCGGGGCCGAGACCCCAGCCCCGCGCCCCGCGCCCCGCGCACCGCGCCCCGCGCCCCGCGCCCCGGCCCGGGCGGGUGUGCCGGCUCCCCGCCACUGCCCGGCGCCCACGACCAUGCUCGGCGGUGGCGAGGCGGGACCCCAGGCGUCCACCGAUUCCCGGAUCCCCUCUCCCGGGCCGGGCAGGGUUUGAGAUCAAGACGCCCAGGAUCAAAAGCUCACCGCCCGCCCUCGGCUUCGCACCUCCAGCGGCCCGGCCGGAGGGGGACCCCCAUCCGCCCGCCGCCCCCGACCUGGCCAUGGCGUCCAGCUCCGGCCUGGCGUGAGGACCCCCGGCCCGCGCGAGGGAGCCCCCCAUCUCAGACCACACCCUUGAGCCUGAGCCUGAGCACAUUCUCCGGAGUCCGAGCUCCAGCGCCGAGUACCUGGCGGGCCCCGGGCACGCACAGGGGCCGUGGUCCCACAGUGUUUGGGAGCCAUGAGGAUCCUGGCUAACAAGACAAGGUUACCCCACCCCAGGAGGAGAGAAGCUCCAGGGAGCCCGCCGCUGUCCCCCCGCGGCCACUGCCCCCCUGCCCCAGCCAAACCAAUGCACCCAGAAAAUAAGCUGACCAAUCAUGGCAAGACAGGGAAUGGCGGGGCCCAAUCACAGCACCAGAAUGUGAACCAAGGACCCACCUGCAACCUGGGCUCCAAGGGCGUGGGGGCAGGGAGCCAUGGGGCCAAGGCCAACCAGAUCUCACCCAGCAACUCAAGUCUGAAGAGCCCCCAGGCAGGGGUACCCCCUUUCAGCUCGCUCAAGGGCAAGGUGAAGCGGGAGCGCAGCGUCUCGGUGGACUCUGGAGAACAGCGGGAGGCUGGGACCCCAUCUUUGGAUUCGGAGGCUAAAGAGGUGGCACCUCGGAGCAAGCGGCGGUGUGUGCUGGAGCGGAAGCAGCCAUACAGCGGGGACGAAUGGUGCUCCGGCCCCGACAGCGAGGAGGAUGACAAGCCCAUCGGGGCCACCCACAAUUGUAAUGUAGCAGACCCAGCUAUGGCGGCCCCGCAGCUGGGGCCUGGCCAAACUGCCCAACUGCCCCUCAGUGAGAGCAGCGCCCCUGGCCCACCGCACGGCCCCCCGCCAGGCCUUCGGACAGACGCCCCGGGAGGCGGGGGUGGCGGCGGCGGGAAUGUCCCCGGCAAGCCUCCGUCCCAGUUCGUGUACGUCUUCACCACCCACCUGGCCAACACGGCCGCGGAGGCCGUGUUCCAGGGCCGGGCGGACUCCAUCCUCGCCUACCACCAGCAGAACGUGCCCCGGGCCAAGCUGGACCAGGCCCCCAAAGUGCCACCCACCCCGGAACCGCUCCCCUUGAACACGCCGACGUCGGCCGGCACCCCGCAGUCCCAGCCGCCGGCCCUGCCGCCGCCGCCGCCCGCCCCGGCCCCCGGCAGCGCCCCCCCUGCCCUGCCUCCGGAGGGGCCCCCUGAGGACGCCGGUCAGGACCUGGCCCCCAACUCCGUGGGAGCCGCCAGCACGGGCGGUGGCGCCGGGGGCACCCAUCCUAACACCCCAACCGCCGCGGCCGCCACCAACCCUCUGCCUCCCGGGGGAGACCCCAGCAGCGCCCCGGGCCCGGCCCUGCUGGGGGAAGCCACGCCCGCGGGCACCGGGCAGCGCGGCCUGGUGGGCUCGGAGGGGCUGUCCAAGGAGCAGCUGGAGCACCGCGAGCGCUCCCUCCAGACCCUGCGCGACAUCGAGCGGCUGCUGCUCCGCAGCGGCGAGGCGGAGCCCUUCCUCAAGGGGCCCCCCGGAGCGGGCGGCGAGGGGGGCCCGCCGGCGCCCGCCCCGCCGCCCCCCCAGCAGCCGCCCCCGGGCCCUCCCGGCGGGCUGAAGAAGUACGAGGAGCCCCUGCAGUCCAUGAUCUCACAGACCCAGAGCCUCGGGGGCCCCCCGCUGGAGCACGAGGCGCCCGGGCACCCCCCGGGCGGGGACAUGGGGCAGCAGAUGAACAUGAUGAUGCAGAGGCUGGGCCCGGACAGCCUGACGCCCGAGCAGGUGGCCUGGCGCAAGCUCCAGGAGGAGUACUACGAGGAGAAGCGGCGGAAGGAAGAGCAGAUCGGGCUGCACGGGGGCCGCCCCCUGCAGGACAUGAUGGGCAUGGGGGGCAUGAUGGUGAGGGGGCCCCCGCCCCCCUACCACAGCAAGCCCGGGGACCAGUGGCCCCCCGGGAUGGGCUCGCCGCUGCGGGGGGCCAUGGACGUCCAAGACCCCAUGCAGCUGCGGGGCGGACCGCCCUUCCCCAGCCCCCGUUUCCCAGGCAACCAGAUGCAGCGGAUGCCCGGCUUCGGGGGCAUGCAGGGCGUGCCCAUGGAGGUGCCCAUGAACGCCAUGCAGAGGCCGGCGAGGCCGGGCAUGGGUUGGACCGAAGACCUGCCCCCCAUGGGGGGACCCGGCAGCUUUGCCCAGAACGCCGUGCCCUACCCCGGCGGGCAGGGCGACUCGGAGCGGUUCAUGGCCCCGCGCGUGCGCGAGGAGCUGCUGCGCCACCAGCUGCUGGAGAAGCGGUCGAUGGGCCUGCAGCGGCCGCUGGGCAUGGCGGGCGGCGGCAUGGCGCAGGGCAUGGAGAUGGAGCGGAUGAUGCAGGCGCACCGGCAGAUGGAUCCCGCCAUGUUCCCCGCGCAGAUGGCCGCCGGCGAGGGCCUGGCGGGCGCCCCCAUGGGCAUGGAGUUCGGCGGGGGCCGCGGCCUCCUGAGCCCCCCCAUGGCGCAGUCCGGGCUGAGGGAGGUGGACCCGCCCAUGGGCCCGGGCAACCUCAACAUGAACAUGAACGUGAACAUGAACAUGAACAUGAACCUGAACGUGCAGAUGACCCCGCAGCAGCAGAUGCUCAUGUCGCAGAAGAUGCGGGGCCCCGGGGACCUGAUGGGACCCCAGGGCCUCAGUCCCGAGGACGUGGCCCGGGUGCGAGCCCAGAACAACGGUGGCAUGAUGGGCGGCCCGCAGAAGAUGCUGAUGCCGUCCCAGUUCCCCAGCCAGGGCCAGCAGGGGUUCUCGGGGGGCCAGGGACCUUACCAAGCCAUGCCUCAGGACAUGGGCGGUACCCAAGACUUGUUCAGCCCCGACCAGGGCUCGGUGCCCAUGGGCACUGUGGCUACCACCCGGCUCAGCCACAUGCCCCUCCCCCCCGUGUCCAACCCUCCCCCGGGCUCUGUGCACCCCGCCCCCAGCCGGGGCCUGGGCCGACGGCCUUCCGACCUCACCAUCAGUAUUAACCAGAUGGGCUCGCCGGGCAUGGGGCACCUCAAGUCGCCCACGCUCAGCCAGGUGCACUCGCCGCUGGUCACCUCGCCCUCCGCCAACCUCAAGUCGCCCCAGACUCCCUCGCAGAUGGUGCCCUUGCCUUCCGCCAAUCCCCCGGGACCCCUCAAGUCGCCGCAGGUCCUCAGCUCCUCCCUCAGCGUCCGCUCGCCCACUGGCUCGCCCAGCAGGCUCAAGUCGCCUUCCAUGGCGGUGCCUUCUCCAGGCUGGGUCGCCUCGCCCAAGACAGCCAUGCCUAGCCCUGGGGUCCCCCAGAACAAGCAGCCGCCUCUCAACAUGAACUCAUCCUCCACCCUGGGCAACUUGGAGCAGGGCACCCUCCCGCCCAGUGGUCCCCGGAGCAGCUCCUCAGCGCCUCCUGCCAACCCUCCCAGCGGCCUCAUGAACCCCAGCCUGCCGUUCACCUCCUCCCCAGACCCCGCCCCUUCCCAGAACCCCCUGUCACUGAUGAUGUCCCAGAUGUCCAAGUACGCCAUGCCCAGCUCCACCCCGCUCUACCACAACGCCAUCAAGACCAUCGCCACCUCCGACGACGAGCUGCUUCCCGACCGGCCGCUGCUGCCCCCGCCGCCGCCGCCGCAGGGCUCCGGGCCAGGCCUCAGCAACAGCCAGCCCAACCAGAUGCACCUGAACUCCACUGCUGCCCAGAGCCCCAUGGGCUUGAACCUGCCAGGCCAGCAGCCCCUGUCCCACGAACCCCCGCCCGCCAUGCUACCCUCUCCCACCCCUCUGGGCUCCAACAUUCCGCUGCACCCCAAUGCACAGGGGACAGGGGGCCCCCCUCAAAACUCCAUGAUGCUGGCCCCAGGAGGCCCAGACUCCCUGAAUGCCCCCUGCGGCCCCGUGCCCAGCUCUUCCCAGAUGAUGCCCUUCCCCCCUCGGCUGCAGCAGCCCCACGGUGCCAUGGCCCCCGCGGGGGGCGGGGGCGGGGGGCCCGGCCUGCAGCAGCACUACCCGUCGGGCCUGCCUCUGCCCCCCGAGGACCUGCCCAGCCAGCCGCCGGGCCCCAUGGCCCCGCAGCAGCACCUGCUGGGCAAAGGCAUGGCGGGGCGCAUGGGCGACACCUACCCGCCGGGGGUGCUCCCCGGGGUGGCGUCCGUGCUCAAUGACCCCGAGCUGAGCGAGGUGAUCCGGCCCACCCCCACGGGGAUCCCCGAGUUCGACUUGUCGAGGAUCAUCCCCUCCGAGAAGCCGAGCAGCACCCUCCAGUACUUCCCCAAGAGCGAGAACCAGCCCCCCAAGGCCCAGCCCCCCAACCUGCACCUCAUGAACCUGCAGAACAUGAUGGCGGAGCAGACGCCCUCGCGGCCCCCCAACCUCCCGGGCCAGCAGGGAGUCCAGCGGGGGCUCAACAUGUCCAUGUGCCACCCCGGACAGAUGUCCUUGCUGGGCAGGACAGGUGUGCCCCCCCAGCAGGGCAUGGUGCCCCCCGGCCUGCACCAGGGGGUCAUGUCCCCGCCACAAGGCCUCAUGGCCCAGCAGAAUUUCAUGCUGAUGAAGCAGCGGGGCGUGGGGGGCGAGGUCUACGGCCAGCCCCCCCACAUGCUCUCCCCGCAGGGCUCCCUCAUGGGCCCCCCGCCCCAGCAGAACCUCAUGGUGUCCCACCCCCUGCGGCAGCGCAGCGUGUCUCUGGACAGCCAGAUGGGCUACCUCCCCGCGCCGGGCGGCAUGGCCAACCUGCCCUUCUAGAAGUUUCCUCGCUCCCGA